Messenger RNA from Brassica napus (rape), 2368 nucleotides. Its product is annotated as homeobox-leucine zipper protein ATHB-15-like. The transcript is spliced from 6 exons. The record is from RefSeq and is a predicted model, not a curated record. Bases 1720 to 2250 code for a protein of 176 amino acids. Lineage: Eukaryota; Viridiplantae; Streptophyta; Magnoliopsida; Brassicales; Brassicaceae. Gene Ontology annotation, molecular function: DNA-binding transcription factor activity.
UAUGAUGUAAUAUCUACUUGGUUUGUUUUUUUUUUUUUGUUAUCCUGUCAAGAUGGUGGACAUGCAUAUUGGUAAAAAAGCAAUUGCAAAAUAAGGAAAAAAUUGUUUUAUUAGUAGAUGAGCCUCUUGCAAAAUAAUAAGGUGGCGUUUACAAAGGCAGCCACAUUUAAUGUGACCUAGAGUUUAACCCGCACGCAUGUACAUAUAUUUUUUAUUUUAUAAAUAUAUAACUUUGAUAUUAUCAUAAAAAGUACAAAUAUAUGAUUUAAAUUUAGUGUUAUCUAUACUAUAUUAAAAGGGUUAUAUGAGCAUCUGUCCACAUAGGACAAUUAAAUCAGCCAAUCAGGUGGCUUCUUUACGACACGUCAGACACGGUUUGACCAAAGGCGAUCCUCGACCCCUUUUCUUUUCGUCUUCUCCGUCAUCUUCGUUUCGUGAGAUCGCCGAUCUGGCUUACUAGCAAUCAAUCCCCUCCUCUGCAAUCAAUCCCCUCACCAUUUCUAUACACUAUUUAAUCUCAUUAAUGGAACCUUUUGAGCUUUCCCAAUCUGAGAUUCUAUAUAGAUCUCGCACUCCACCUCUUAUCUUCACUAAAACUUAUUCCCUCCUCACGUCAGCCAGUUGCCUUCUUUCUUACUCUCACGCGCCUCCUCUAGCGAACGAGCGAACUAAUCUCCAGUCAUCGGAGAAGGAAUCCAAGGCGAAACGCCGCUAUUUGGAGAAGGAUAAAGGACAGAGCUCGAUUGAGAGGAUCGUUCUCCGUCUACGGAACUUAGGAUUAGCAGCUUCUGACGACGACGAGGAGGACGAUGCGGAGGAUAACGAGGAGGAGGAUGUGAAGAAGCCGGUGACUGAAGAAGAGAGGUUAGGCGAUUUGCUGAAGAGAGAGUGGGUGAGGCCUGAUGUGAUACUCGCUGAGGGAGAAGAGAGUGAUGAUGAGGAGGACGAUGAUGUGUUGUUGCCAUAGGAGAAGAACAAGGAAGAACAGGCGGCAGAGAGUAAUGAAGGAGAUGGAGGAUUGUCGGCGGUGAAGAAGAGGAGAGCUAGAGCUUCGUCGUUGUCGGAGCUUACGAUUGAGGAUUUUGGGCUACGGAGGCUGAGGAGAGACGGGAUGUAUCUGAGGGUGAGGAUUAAUAUACCUAAAGCUGGCCUCACGCAGGCGGUGAUGGAGAAGAUUCAUGAUACUUGGAGGAAAGAGGAGCUAGUGAGGCUUAAGUUCCAUGAGGUGCUUGCUCGUGAUAUGAAGACCGGCUCAUGAGAUUGUUGAGCGUCGAACUGGUGGAAUGGUGAUAUGGAGAGCAGGAAGUGUAAUGGUGGUUUACCGUGGACGUGACUAUCAAGGACCUUCUGCAGUCUUUAAUCAAAUGGCCAGACCUGAAGAACACUAUCAAGGACCUUCAGCAGGAAGUGUGCUGGUGUAUUCUUAUGUAACAGUAGAUGAUUUGAUGCGUUUCUUUAGUGUCAUUUCAUGAUAUCUUUAGAUAUGAAGAUAGGUUGGUUGAUGUUCUUGAAAACAUGGCGUUUUAAGGUGUAUUGGUUUGAGUUUUUGCAGCUGAUGAGAGAAGAUGAGGCAACCCUUGGUAAAAUAACUAAGCCUAGGCGUCCCAAGACUGUUGUUCUGUGUCCCACCAGAGAACUCUCUGAGCAGGAUGACCAUAACACUGGAGAUCAUGAGGCAUAUGCCUGAGCAUCCCAACGUUGUUACCUUGAGGGAGACUUAUGAGGAUGAGCAUGCUGUGCAUUUGGGUAUGGAGCUUUGUGAAGGUGUUGAGUUGUUUGAUAGGAAUGUGGCGAGAGGGCAUUACACUGAGAGAGCUGCUGCUGUUGUCACUAAGACCAUCAUGGCAGUUGUUCAGGGAUGAGCUGGGUCGCUUUGUUUCUAAUAAAGGCAAUGAAUCGGUUCUCAAGAACUUUUGGCAUCAUACAGAUGCUAUCAUCUGCUGCUCAAUGAAGGCCAUGCCAGUCUUCAUAUUUGCAAACCAGGCGGGGCUAGACAUGCUUGAGACAACAUUGGUUUCUCUUCAAGAUAUCUCUUUAGAGAAGAUAUUUGAUGACAAUGGAAGGAAGACUCUCUGCUCUGAGUUCCCACAGAUCAUGCAACAGGGCUUUGCGAGUCUUCAAGGUGGGAUAUGUCUAUCAAGCAUGGGGAGACCAGUUUCAUACGAGAGAGCAGUUGCUUGGAAAGUACUCAAUGAAGAAGAGAAUGCUCAUUGUAUCUGCUUUGUGUUCAUCAACUGGUCCUUUGUUUGAUACUUCAAAAAUAAUCGGUUUUAAAGAUUUCUAAUUCAUGUAAUAUUAAAAAUUCAAAAUUUGUUUAUUACAGUUAAUAUUUUACCAUUAGAUAUAUUAAAAUAAUAUUCUAGAUCGA